Seriola aureovittata is the source of this 3347-nucleotide messenger RNA. RefSeq names its product farnesyl-diphosphate farnesyltransferase 1 (gene fdft1). Lineage: Eukaryota; Metazoa; Chordata; Actinopteri; Carangiformes; Carangidae. Gene Ontology annotation, molecular function: squalene synthase [NAD(P)H] activity. The coding region runs from base 916 to 2289 and encodes 457 amino acids. The record is from RefSeq and is a predicted model, not a curated record. Gene Ontology annotation, cellular component: endoplasmic reticulum membrane. Gene Ontology annotation, biological process: farnesyl diphosphate metabolic process; cholesterol biosynthetic process. The transcript is spliced from 7 exons.
CUCAAGUACUGAUAGGGAAAUGGGAAUUCAGUCUGAUCUGAUUCUCAGGUUUUGAUUGCUGUUACCAAAACAAAUGGUUACACAUGAUCUUACCAAACAGUGUGAUAGUGUUAUAUUAAUAUAACAUCCUACUGUCCUUCCCACUGUCCCCCACCAGGUGUCAGCAAAAAUACACUUCUAUUAUUUGCUGCACACUUCCCCAAACAACUACUUCUUUGUUUUGACAAUUGUUGUAGUAGUAGCAGUAGUAGUAGUAUUAGUAGUAGUGGUAGUAGUAGAAAUCCUUAACAUGAUGGACAUAAAUAGCUGUUUUUUUUUUUUUUUUUGAAUAAUCCAUCUACAAACCAAAACACACGAGCUUGAUGAAUUUCCCAAAGCUAAACUUAUUUUUUGACUCUUUUUUUAUAUGCAAGAGGAAAUGUUGGCUAAUUGCAUACGCUGAUGUAACAAGGCUUUGUACCAUUUUUGGCUCGUGUUUUCAUUGAAAAUCACUACAUUCACUGGUGUAAAAUUUUUCUGUUUAAUGCAGUAUUGUAUCUUGCGACAAAUAGUUGGGAUAAAAUCGGGUGAACCAGACACAUUUCAGUGCUAGAAGCAGGUUAGGAAACAGUGAGAGAAGUUAGUCAUGUUUUGGGUAGAGGUGGGAGGAGUGGCGUGAUCAUACCAGCAGAUCUACAAACGCUUUGCACAGACGCUGUCAGCGGCCACACUGAGCUAAGACUGUUUUCUGAUUAGUGGAGCGCUUGAUUUCGCCCUCCUGGACGUCCUCCCAAAAGUUUUUCACCUCGCUCGACCCCUCAGCUCACUUGUCCUCUACAUGGACUUCGUGUUUCAAACUUACCCUCCAGCCGCGGCGUCGACAUGGACACUGUCAUUUCGUAGCUGCAGGCUCUGCCGUGCUGUCGGGGUUUAUGUAUGGCCGGAGCUUGCUGCAAGUGUCCAGUCUCCCUGUCCGUGUUCAAGCGCUCUCUCUCGGUGGCGCCGCGGGGCUGCGCGUCCGCUCCACGGUCCCUCCUGCCGGGCUGGAGGCUAGGGGAGCGGGGCCUUCAGGAGGCCGUGCGACCCUCCAGUGCCUUCAGACCCGCAUGCUUUUACCGACACUCGGUCUUCUUCUGUCUCUCCUGCCAGGAGUCCAUGAGUGAGAGUCUGCGGACCUGCUACCUGUACCUGAACCAAACCAGCCGGAGUUUUGCAGCCGUGAUUCAGGCGCUGGACGGGGAACUGAGACAUGCAGUUUGUAUUUUCUACUUGGUGCUGCGAGCGCUGGACACAGUGGAGGACGACAUGAGUAUCCCUCUGGACAAAAAAGUUCCCAUGCUGAAUGAUUUCCACACCUACCUGUACCAGGAUGAGUGGUGCUUCACUGAGAGCCAGGAGAAAGACCGGCAGGUCCUGGAGGAUUUCCCGACGAUAUCACUGGAAUUCAGAAACCUCGCUCAGGAAUACAGAGACGUUAUCUCAGAUAUCUGCCACCGCAUGGGAGAGGGAAUGGCUGAAUUCCUGGAGAAGAAAGUGGGAUCCAUGAAGGAGUGGGACCAGUAUUGCCACUAUGUGGCAGGGCUGGUUGGCAUCGGUCUGUCUCAGCUCUUCUCUGCGUCCCAGCUGGAGGACCCUGAGGUGGGCCGGGACACAGAGCUGGCCAACUCCAUGGGCCUGUUCCUCCAGAAGACCAACAUCAUCCGAGACUAUCUGGAGGACACGCAAGAGGGACGUGCCUUCUGGCCACAAGAGGCUUGGAGUCAGUUUGCAGGUCGUCUUGAAGACUUGGCCCAGCCGGAGAAGCUGGAGUCGGCUCUGUCCUGUCUCAACCUGCUGGUCACUGAUGCUCUGCGACACGUCCCAGAUGUUAUCGCCUACCUGUCCCGCCUGCGCAACCAGAGCGUCUUCAAUUUCUGCGCUAUUCCACAGGUGAUGGCAAUAGCUACACUCUCAAAAUGCUACAACAACCCCAUGGUGUUCCAGGGAGUAGUGAAGAUCAGAAAGGGGCAGGCUGUCACCCUCAUGAUGGAGGCCACCAACAUGCAAGCAGUGCAGACCAUCAUCACCCAGUACAGUCAGGAGAUUUUACAGAAGGUCUCCCUCACUGACCCGUCGCGGGACAAGACCCUGCACAUCCUGGCUGUAAUCCGUGAGAAGUCCACGCUGUCACAGUCCAGCCUCCCCUCCAGGACCCACCACCUGUCGCCCAUGUACCUGUCUGCUGCCAUGCUGCUGGCCGCUCUCAGCUGGCAGUACCUCAGCACUACUGCGGCACAGGCGCAGGGCACCGGCGACAUGCAGGGACAGUGAACCCCUUCCCCCUCACUUUUCCUGGGGGCUACAGACUAAGAACGCCCCUCUGCUCACUCUGGAGGUCUGGAUCUCCUCUCACCAGAGGAUUCUGGAGCACUUCUACCCCACUUUGCCCUCUUUGUUAUGGCUGUUACAAAACCAUGGACAUACUUAUAUAGAGGGGUUCUGGUAGCAGGCUGGUCUCAUUAGGUUGUGUGGUAGUGAUUUGUGGUAGUCCAUCCUGCGUCUGGAUUUGUUAAUUACACACAGUGUUGUGUGGUUAUAUUCACCAGCAUUAAUGGCACAUUGAAACAAUUCAGGGUGUUUUAUUGUCAUUUGGUGUUUAUGCUGAUCAUGUGUUUCUUCCUUUUUUGUUUGAUUUGUUUGAAACAUUUUGACCUAUUAUUGAUUUUGAAAUUAUUGAGCAGAUUUAAAUAUGUCAAGACAGAAAUUCAUAGAUUAAAGUUAACUGUUAAGUGGUCUGCAAUGUUUAAAUGCACAAACCAUGACACUGCCCAUUUUAGGAUUUCAAGGAACACAGUCACCAAACUUUAGUUUUUCUUUAAAUUUUUUCUCAAAUCUUAGUUUGCUUAUUUUACAUGUCAAAUCAAAGCUAGCUUAAUGUUCCACUUGUUAUGUUUCUAUAGGAGAAACACUUAAAGAACUGUUACAGUGGUGCACUUGCACCUGCACUGUAUGUAUGUGCUAUGUAGAUGUGGAUAGCAUCCCCUCACAGCAGAGCUUUAUUUUUAACACUCAUUCUUGUCUUGGUUCAUUCAACAUUUCAACUCUAUGUACUUUGAAAUAGGAGAAAAAGAACAGUGCAAUUCCAAUGUAGUUUUGAAAUUAAUGAGGAAGAACAAAGACUUAUUGAACAAAUGUAAUUUCUGAUACAUUUGAUAUGAGAGAGAGAUCCAUAUUGAGACUGCUAGCUAAAGUGUCCUUAACACAGCUUUGGUGAGUAGAAAGGCUAGCACAGAGUAACCUUGCACAGAACCAAAGGAGAGCUACAAACAUUGCUAUGUAAUGUGAAAUUUUGAUUUGUACAUAUUUGAACUAAUAAAGAGGUGAAAUUA